CAACUGUAAUAACACGGUAAAAGUUGUUUGUUUUUUUAUUAAAUUACAUUGUUGUGUGUAUAAAUGUUGUAGUGUUAAUUAAAAUGUCACUGCUUGAAGCAAUCCCUAGUCAAAUUAUACAUAUAUUUGUAUAAUACUGUAUUGAAAGUAGAAAGAGAGCAACAGAGAGAAUAGAGGCGCAAGAAUAGAACUGGGUUUGGCAAGCGUGGUGAUUUUACACCUACCUUCUAACCGGACCGUGGCCGAUUGUAUUGUAUUCGUUUCACGAUACGUAUCAUGCUUGGCCCAGGUGGUUUCCCUAAAAAAAGUGAAUUUCUGUUUUACAUACUGUUACAACAUUUCAUCGUUGCUGUGACAAAGUCAUUAAACAGCAUUUCCUACAAUCGAAGCUAGUUUCCAAUAUAUCGUAGAUAUCAGAAACAUGAGAUUACGAAAAACGGUGAUUCGUGUGUCGUAAAAUUAGAACGUGUUACGAUUUAAUAGAUCUUUCUCUUUUUAUUAAUCAUGCAAUGGUUUAAGAACUCAUAAAUUUUUAAGAAUGACUUAAAUAGAUCACGAUCAUCAUUGAAAAGUUUCAAUGCGCAAUGCUGGAUAUUAUAUUAUGCUGGAUAUGUUGGCUGUUUUGGGCGGGUCUACCGACUCUUACAGCCUAUCCUGUAUCAUCUUCGAUAAAAACAGAUUUGUCACACAUCUAUACAUCAUCAAAAUGGGAACGAUACUGGAUACAAUAUACACUUGGUCUCUUAAGCAUAACUGCGACAGCAUUUACUUUAGUUGGAUGUCUGUGUUGUCGAAGACCUAGACGACCUAAAGGAUUUCAGGACAAAGCAGAAAAAUGCAACCAGGAAUUCAAAGAUGGAAACAAUAUUGGACAAGAGUCAGUAUUUGAGAACUCUGUUGAUGGUUUAGAGUUAGAUGUUCCAAGAAUGUUGGCUGUUGCAGACAGAGUACAGUUUGAACCAUUACCCGUAGAGCAUAUUAUAUCUGGCUCUAAGAAUUCUUCAAAACCUAAACCAUUACCAUUAUCAACAUCUUUUUUUGAAAAACAUGAUUCUCACUCUAACGCUCUCCCGGAACAUUGUCAUGAAUGGUUUAACACGCAAGAAUUAAGUGUACCUAGAGAAAAAUUAAAGUAUUUGAGAGAAAUUGGACAUGGUUGGUUUGGAAAAGUUGUUGAAGGUCGUGCAGAUUUGGAAGGACAUAAAAGAGCUUCUAAAAAUGGCGGUGUUGUUGUCAGAAUUCUUACAGAAGAAGCUACUACAAAAGAAAAAGCUUGGUUUCUUGGCGAAGCUACACCAUAUUUAAAACUACAUCAUCAAAAUAUUUUAACCCUACUGGGUUUCUGUUUAGAAACUGAUCCAUACCUACUAUUAUUUGAAUCGUGUCCAGCAGGUGACGUGAAAGGAUUCUUGUUAUCAAACCGUGAUAAAAAAUCUCAAGAAGCACUUAUUAAAGAAAAUAUUCCAAUUCGAAUAGCACUAGAUAUUGUUGCUGGCUUGAAACACAUGCACAGUCAUGGAUUUGUACAUACAGAUUUAUCUGCCAGAAAUUGUUUAGUAGCAUCAGAUUUAUCAGCAAAGUUAGGAGAUUAUGGAACUGGUGUAGAAAAAUAUCCAGAAGAUUAUUAUGUGGUUGGAGAUCGUGCAUUACCUAUCAGAUGGUCAGCACCAGAAAGUGUAGAAUGUACUGAUACUACUAUUGAAACAAGGGAAAUUACAUUUCAAGCAAAUAUGUGGAGUUAUGCAAUUUUUCUUUGGGAAAUCGCUACAUGGGGAAACAGGCCAUAUCAUAAUAAGAGUGAUGAACAAGUAAUUCAGAUGCUGUUAUCUUUAAGAACUGAUCUUUUAUCAAAUGGUAUACAAGUGUUGCAAACCUACCUAGACAACUGUCCAUCAAACAUAUAUCAAGCAAUUCAUUUAUGUUUGAAUUUAAAUCCACAGAAAAGACCGAAUUUGGAUGAGGUGAGGCAAUUUCUUCUAAAUGAACAUACAGAAUAUCUGGACUUUGAACAAAGAUGGGAAAGUUUACGAAUUAAUGCAACUAAACACGUCCGAAGUGCUAGCUUACAGGAUCUUCGAGGAAGUAUCGAUUCAGAUUACUGGACUACAAUCGUCGAUGACACACCACGACAAUCAUCAUUUCGUCUUGGACCAGGUGAAUUAGUAAAAAAUGUUCCGAAUGUUAAAAAUAUUGUUCAGCAUGAAUCCAGUUCUGAAACUGAAGAAGAAAGUUGGAAAGGUCGAAUUGAGCAAGGAGUUUAUUCGGAAAAAGUAAAACAGAAAUCCAAAUCUGUCACUGAUUUAAUGGUACUUGUACAUAUCGAUUUCGAUUCUGACACUGAAUUAUCAAUGGGAACUCAAAUAUCAGAAAAAUAUGGGAAGAAAAAAUUACCUGCUACAGGUAGUGAUAGUGAUCUCAGACAUAGUAGCCAUACUGAUGAAUUUGACGAAGCAUUAAGAAAAUUACGAGAUCCUUUUCCAAAUAAUACUGAUAAAAUUAAGACAUUAGACAAUUCAGAAAGGCCAAAAUUAUUAACAUUAACUAUGGAUCAAGGUCAGACGCCAAUUUUAAGAUUAUCGUUAGAUGAUAAAGAAUCUACCACAAACAUUGAUACUACACCGGUUGCAAAUAUAAAUACAGAAACACGUAAUGAGAAACAUGUAUUAAGACUUCUAUCAAAAGGAGAACCUAAUCUUCCUCUUCUUCGUUAUGUACCUGAUGAUAGAUCAUUUGAAGAAUUGAAACAAAAUAAUGAGUCCCAGUGUCAUGAUGUAUCUAAACAUGAAAAUAAUAAUAAUAAUACUUGUUUUUCUAAUAAUUUUUCGAUUAAUUUUGAAACCGAUGAAAAUAACUUAGUUGAUGUAGUACUUUGGAAUCACGCAUUGGAUUCUGCUUUGGAAAAGAAAGUACCUGGUUUCUUGGAUGAAGGCGAAUUUACUGAAUAUGCAGAAUCUUCAUCUAAAAAACAAAAUAAUAGUAUGGAUCUGAUGGUAACUGCUGCAUCUACACCAGAUACACCACAGUUUACAAAAUGUUCUGGAUAUAAUGUAAAUGAUGAAUUCUCCAACGGAGAUGACACGGACAUAGAACGAAAAUGUUUACCAAAUGAAGCUGAAGAAGAAAGGAAACAAUUAUCUACUCCUGAUGACGAGCAAAGUUCUGAUUCUGGAUUUAGAGAUAAAGAAUCUUGUGAAGAAGAAGAGAAUGUUUGCACUUCGGUUCCUUCCACUUCAGCAGAUUCUGUAGUAAAUGUACCAACAUGUACAGAAGAAGAACAGUUACAGAUUUUAUUUGAGCUUGAUACUAUUCUUGAUGCUGAGUAUUAUUCAACGCUACAUACGUCUGAAAAAACCACAGAAAACUUACCUUCAAUUAAUCAUACAGAAAACAAACUACUUCCUAUACAUAUAGAUGAAUCUGAAAGAGAAAAUAAUGAAAGUUCUACUAAUGUCAAUUUAGAAGAAAUCAAUAAAAACGAAGAAAAAACUGAAUUAAUAGAACCAAAUAAUUCUAAGUCUGUUUUUCAACAAAUACAAAAUAAUUCACCUGUAAGGAUAAACUACUCCAAUCAAGAAUUAGAACGACCUUUAUCAAAUGAACAUAAAAAUGAAGACGAACAUGAAAAAAACGUACAUGAGAAUGAAGUUGAAGACGAAGAUAGUUCUACGAUGAGUUUACGAAGCGAUAAUUCUUAUGUAUCAUUUGAUAUAGAAGAAGAAUUUGUAACAGCAAUUCGAAAUGAGCUUAGAGAGAAAUUGCCCUGUGCUCAAAUGUCAGUUGUGGAGCCUUUAGAAACACAUGAUGAUGAUAAUCCUAUAUCUAAUGAUAUAAGCAAUAAAUGGGAUGACGAUGAUAAUGAAGAUUCUUCUAAUCAAGGCAGUGGAGGAGUGGGUAUUUCAAUAAGGUAUAAUGUGUAUGGUACUCCACUUAGUCCAAUACAAGAGGAACGCGAAAGCACUCUUACUUCAGAAUCAUUGAUAUCGAAUUCUAGAGAUGUAUCAAUUGCUUCAAAAGAAUCCAUUGGGUCAGACGAUAUAUUAUUAAUCGAUACGCGAACCAAUAAAAUGAUUUUAUUUGAGGGAUUGGAAGAGAAAUUACAGGAUGACGAAAGAGAUACAACUAAUGAGGAUCUUUCUGAAGAAGAAAAUUUGGAUUAUAAUUGUUCAAUAGUUCGUUCUCGUGAUGAUAAAUCGCAUAUCAUGAUUGCUAGUGGAGGAGCACCUUUACCAAGUCCUGAAGAAGAAUCUAAAUGGCAACAGCUACCUCCGUCUUUCCCAUUACCACUGCCUUUACCAUUAGAGGAUAAUCUAAUGUCGACAAGUUUUGGAACAGAGCAUGAGUGGGGUAGUCAGGAUGAAGAUGAAGAAGAGGAAGAAGGCGAGGAUAAUAGUUCUAGCUCCGGAGAAUUUGUUUGGAAGCGGUACAAUGAGCCACAUAUUGAACAAAGUCAAAUUGGAAAGAAUUUAAGUGAUAAUGAAGAAGCAGUAGUAAAUGAUAUUGACGAUGAGAUAGAUGAAGAAGAGGAAAAAGAAGAAAACGAGGAAGAAGCAGAUGGCGAAGAGGAAGAGGAAGAAGAAGAAGAAUUUACACCAUCUGCUUGGAAUGCAACGUUAGCCCCUCAUCGUUCAGCAUUAAGAUCUCCUGAUAAAACGUUAAAAUCUAAUGAGGAAUUGGAUCAGAAGAAAAGUGUAUGGUUCAAAAAACAACGAUAUCAUUGUGUGUAUGAAUAUCCGAAAGAAACAUUAACUACAGAGGCUCAAGGAGAGUCAACUACUACAUGGGAGCCAACUUCCUACAGCGAUUGGGAAGAAAUGAUAGAUGAACCACGCUUAGAUCUAUAUCCUUUAGACUAUGACGAUGUUAAUCAGACUGGAAAUGAAGAAUUUUUUGUGAGCAGUUCAAAUCGUCCAUUUCAGUUUCAAGCUAGUGACAGUAAAUAUGUAAGUCAAUUCUUUCCUGGUGCUUCUACAUCAAUGAACGAAGAACAAGAUGAAGUAGACGGUAAUCGACUAGAAGUACAAGAAAAUAAAUUAGAAUUAUUAAACGAUUGUAAUUAUAGUCAACAACAUCAAUUAGGAGAAUUAAGACAUACUAGAAACCGUUUAAAAUUAAAUUUAUCUACAAAUGGCGCACCUUUUGUUUCCAUAAAACAAUUAAAGGAAGAUGAUAUGGAACGAUUAGGCGAUAAAGAAAAGGAAUCAGACUCGUCGCAAACUAUAAACUCCACACAUGACCAACACAUUUUGUCAAACUCCUUAAAUCAUAAUAUUUUACCAAUGGUGCCUCCUGAUGAUCUUCAAGAAGAAAAAGGUUUUGAUCCGAUUUCCGCAAAAAGUGCCGAGUGUGAUAGUCAAGAAAAAAUCGAGCCUACAAGUACAGUGUUUUGACUCACGACUAACACAUUUUGAAGUCGAUAGUAAAAUUUUAAGAAAUAAUUUAGCUGAAGUCCGUCCGAAAUAAUUUCGUUGCAAAAGUAUAGUAAUUACUCUAUUCACUGAGAUCAUUAUUAAAUGAAUCUCUAAUUAUUGUACAUAAGAUGUAGCAAAUUUUUAUUGUGGCUAAGAUUUGAUCGAUUGUCUAUAGCAUUAUAUUAAACUGUAUAAUUUUGAUUUGUUAUAUAGAAAUGCAUUCAUAUACAUAGAGCUGAUAGUGACGUAAUUUUUUAUACAAUUAGCUUCAAGUGAUAAAAAAAAUAUAAAUAUUAAUUGUUAAUUGACUCAGAUAGCAGACAAUCGAUUUGCAAAGGCUACAUUAAAACUAUCGAGUAAUUUCAUUUCACAUGUAAAUAAUUAUCAAACAUCGUUCAAUUACGGUCAGAGGAGUAUCAUUCGCAUAAGUUAAUGUAAUUAUUUGAUCAACAACGUAUGCUAAUUAUUCAUACUAAUUUUUCGAUUAUUGUUACCUUUAAAUACGAUAUUUUUUUUACAUUAUAUUGAAAUUGUAUUAGUAGAAAACAGCUCUCUACUCUAAAAGUAUUAUGUAGUAUCAAAAAACUAUCUCAACUUUUAGUUUAAAAGCAGUGUAUAAUAACUUAUACACGGAUGAUUUUAUAAAUGUAUUAUUUGUUAUUCUUACUAGAACUGUGAUGAUGGGCACAAUUUGUGCACUUUUAUUUCUGUUAAUUGGUAAAUCGAGAUAAUAAAAUUCCAAAUAAAGUAGCAUAAGAAACGCUACUGUACUUUACUGCA
This is a messenger RNA of Megachile rotundata (alfalfa leafcutting bee), 6188 nucleotides long. RefSeq lists its product as uncharacterized. Gene Ontology annotation, molecular function: protein kinase activity; ATP binding. Lineage: Eukaryota; Metazoa; Arthropoda; Insecta; Hymenoptera; Megachilidae. The record is from RefSeq and is a predicted model, not a curated record. Gene Ontology annotation, biological process: protein phosphorylation.